This is a messenger RNA of Lynx canadensis (Canada lynx), 3420 nucleotides long. RefSeq names its product adenylate cyclase 4 (gene ADCY4). The record is from RefSeq and is a predicted model, not a curated record. The coding region runs from base 132 to 3365 and encodes 1077 amino acids. The transcript has 26 exons. Gene Ontology annotation, cellular component: plasma membrane. Gene Ontology annotation, biological process: cAMP biosynthetic process; adenylate cyclase-activating G protein-coupled receptor signaling pathway; adenylate cyclase-inhibiting G protein-coupled receptor signaling pathway. NCBI's taxonomy places the organism in Eukaryota, Metazoa, Chordata, Mammalia, Carnivora, Felidae. Gene Ontology annotation, molecular function: adenylate cyclase activity.
CGGGGAUCGGGACUCCGCGACCAGCUGCCCGAGCUCCCUCCUCGGGCGUAACCCAUUCAGCUGCGGCAGCAUCGCGGGCACCCCGGGGCCCGCCCUCCACCCGGGCGACGAGGCGGGGGGCAGGGAAGACCAUGGCCCGCCUCUUCAGCCCCCGGCCGCCCCCCAGCGAAGACCUCUUCUACGAAACCUACUACAGCCUGAGCCAGCAGUACCCGCUGCUGCUACUGCUGCUGGUGAUCGUGCUCUGCGCGCUCCUGGCGCUGCUGGCUGUCGCCUACGCCAGCGGCCGGGAGCUAGCUUCAGACCCAGGCUUCCUGACCACUGUGCUGUGCGCGCUGGGUGGCUUCUCGCUGCUCCUGGGCCUGGCUUCCCGGGAGCAACGACUGCAGCGCUGGACACGUCCCCUGUCGGGCCUCGUAUGGGCAGCGCUACUCGGGCUAGGCCACGGCUUCCUGUUCACUGGGGGCCUGGUGAGCGCCUGGGACCAGGUGUCCUUUUUCCUCUUUGUCAUCUUCACCGUGUACGCCAUGUUGCCCUUGGGCAUGCGGGAUGCCGCUGCUGCGGGCCUUGUCUCAUCGCUCUCCCACUUGCUGGUCCUUGGGCUGUACCUUGGGCCUCAGCCGGACUCAAAGCCGGCGCUGCUGCCACAGCUGGCAGCGAACGCGGUGUUGUUCCUGUGCGGGAACGUGGCGGGAGCGUAUCACAAGGCGCUGAUGGAACGCGCGCUGCGCGCCACGUUCCGCGAGGCACUUAGCUCCCUGCACUCGCGCCGGCGGCUGGACACCGAGAAGAAGCACCAGGAACACCUUCUCUUGUCCAUCCUUCCUGCCUACUUGGCCCGAGAGAUGAAGGCAGAGAUCAUGGCACGACUGCAGGCUGGACAGGGGUCACGGCCAGAAAGCACCAACAACUUCCACAGCCUCUAUGUCAAGAGGCACCAGGGAGUCAGUGUGCUGUAUGCUGACAUCGUGGGCUUCACCCGGCUGGCCAGUGAGUGCUCUCCUAAGGAGUUGGUGCUCAUGCUCAACGAGCUCUUUGGCAAGUUCGACCAGAUCGCCAAGGAGCAUGAAUGCAUGCGGAUCAAGAUCCUGGGAGACUGUUACUACUGUGUCUCUGGGCUACCGCUCUCCCUGCCAGACCACGCCAUCAACUGCGUGCGCAUGGGGCUGGACAUGUGCCGGGCCAUCAGGAAGCUCCGGGCAGCCACUGGCGUGGACAUCAACAUGCGUGUGGGCGUGCAUUCGGGCAGUGUGCUCUGCGGAGUCAUUGGGCUGCAGAAGUGGCAAUAUGAUGUCUGGUCCCAUGAUGUCACACUGGCCAACCACAUGGAGGCGGGUGGCGUGCCAGGACGAGUGCAUAUUACAGGGGCUACCCUGGCCCUGCUGGCAGGGGCUUAUGCUGUGGAGGAUGCAGCCAUGGAACACCGGGACCCGUACCUUCGGGAGCUAGGGGAGCCUACCUACCUAGUCAUCGAUCCCCGGGCUGAGGAGGAGGAUGAGAAGGGCACUGCAGGAGGGUUGCUGUCCUCUCUCGAGGGCCCCAAGAUGCGUCCGUCGCUGCUGAUGACCCGCUACCUGGAGUCCUGGGGCGCCGCCAAGCCUUUUGCCCAUCUGAGCCACCUAGAGAGCCCUGUGUCCACCUCUACCCCUCUCCCGGAGAAGGCCCUGGUUUCCUUCAGCCCCCAGUGGAGCCUGGACCGGAGCCGUACCCCCCGGGGGCUAGAUGAUGACCUGGACACUGGGGAUGCCAAGUUCUUCCAGGUCAUCGAACAGCUCAACUCUCAGAAACAGUGGAGGCAGUCAAAGGACUUCAACCUACUGACACUGUACUUCAGAAAGAAGGAACUGGAGAAAGAGUACCGACUCUCUGCCCUCCCCGCCUUCAAAUACUAUGCAGCCUGCACCUUCCUGGUUUUCCUUUCCAAUUUCAUCAUCCAGAUGCUGGUGACAAACAGGCCCCCAGCUCUGGCCAUCACCUAUAGCAUCACCUUCCUCCUCUUCCUCCUCCUCCUCUUCGUCUGCUUCUCAGAGCACCUGACGAGGUGUGUCUUGAAAGGCCCCAAGAUGCUGCACUGGCUGCCGGCACUGUCUGGCUUGGUGGCCACACGGCCCGGACUGCGAGUUGCCCUGGGCACAGCUACCAUCCUCCUGGUUUUUGUGAUGGCCAUUCCCAGCCUGUUCUUCUUACCGGCAGCAUCAAACUGCCCUUUUGGGGUUCUCAAUGUGUCCUCCAUGGCUUUCAACAUCUCCUGGGAGCUCCCUGGGUCCCUGCCUCUCAUCAGCGUCCCCUACUCUAUGCACUGCUGCGUGCUGGGGUUCCUGUCCUGCUCCCUCUUUUUGCACAUGAGCUUCGAGCUGAAGUUGCUGCUGCUCCUGCUAUGGCUGGGGGCCUCCUGCUCCCUCUUCCUGCACUCCCACGCCUGGCUGUCCGACUGCCUCAUCGCCCGCCUCUAUCCGGAUCCCUCGGACUCCAGGCCAGGGGUGCUGAAGGAGCCCAAACUGAUGGGAGCUAUCUCCUUCUUCAUCUUCUUCUUCACCCUCCUGGUCCUGGCUCGGCAGAAUGAGUAUUACUGCCGGCUGGACUUCCUGUGGAAGAAGAAGCUGCGGCAGGAGCAGGAGGAGACAGAGACCAUGGAGAACCUGACUCGGCUGCUGUUGGAGAAUGUGCUCCCUGCACAUGUGGCCCCCCAGUUCAUUGGCCAGAACCGGCGCAACGAGGACCUCUACCACCAGUCCUAUGAGUGUGUCUGCGUCCUGUUCGCCUCAGUUCCAGACUUCAAGGAGUUUUACUCUGAGUCCAACAUAAACCACGAGGGUCUAGAGUGUCUGCGGCUGCUCAAUGAGAUAAUUGCUGAUUUUGAUGAGCUGCUCUCAAAGCCCAAGUUUAGCGGGGUGGAGAAGAUCAAAACCAUCGGUAGCACCUACAUGGCAGCUACAGGCUUAAAUGCCACCUCCGGACAGGACGCACAGCAGGACGCUGAGCGCAGCUGCAGCCACCUUGGCACCAUGGUGGAGUUUGCGGUGGCUCUUGGAUCAAAGCUGGACGUCAUCAAUAAGCACUCUUUCAACAACUUCCGCUUGCGUGUGGGGUUGAACCACGGACCUGUAGUGGCUGGAGUGAUCGGGGCCCAGAAGCCGCAGUAUGACAUCUGGGGCAACACAGUGAACGUGGCCAGCCGCAUGGAGAGUACAGGAGUCCUGGGCAAGAUCCAGGUGACUGAAGAGACAGCCCGGGUGCUGCAGUCCUUAGGCUACACCUGCUACAGCCGGGGUAUCAUCAAGGUCAAAGGCAAAGGGCAGCUCUGCACCUACUUUCUGAACACAGAUUUGGCACGAACUGGACCUCCCUCGGCCACCCUAGGCUGAGACCCCCAUCAUCCUAAGAUCCUCAAUAAAAAGACCCUGGUAUGAUGGGAGCCAA